This is a messenger RNA of Nothoprocta perdicaria, 453 nucleotides long. It is a transcript of the gene WDR83OS, whose product is annotated as WD repeat domain 83 opposite strand. Bases 1 to 195 code for a protein of 64 amino acids. Gene Ontology annotation, cellular component: endoplasmic reticulum membrane. The transcript has 3 exons. Gene Ontology annotation, molecular function: protein folding chaperone. Gene Ontology annotation, biological process: protein insertion into ER membrane. NCBI's taxonomy places the organism in Eukaryota, Metazoa, Chordata, Aves, Tinamiformes, Tinamidae. The record is from RefSeq and is a predicted model, not a curated record.
AUGAGCGGAACCGGCCCCGAACCGGAGCCGCUCAAGUGGUGCGCCUGGAUCGCCGUCUACUGCUCCUUCAUCAGCUUCGCCAACUCGCGCAGCUCGGAGGACACCAAGCAGAUGAUGAGCAGCUUCAUGCUCUCCAUCUCGGCCGUGGUCAUGUCCUACCUGCAGAACCCGCAGCCCAUGUCCCCGCCGUGGUGACGCCGGGGGCCCGCACGGACACCGCAUCGCUCCCGUUCCUGUUCCCGGUGCGCGUGUUCGGCCCGGUUCAGGGCUGGUUCCGAUACAGGCAGGAGCAACUGCCGCCGCCUUGAGAAUUCCCUUUAUCCCAGCGCGCCGAGGCGAAUGCCGGCGUUUCCAGGACACCGGAGUAUUCCCCUGGGUCUAUGGAUUAUCCGACACGCGCGGCCGAUGCCCUGGGGAGGCCGCAAGGACGYGGCCGGAGCUGCUGCGAUGGCG